Messenger RNA from Diaporthe amygdali, 1776 nucleotides. RefSeq names its product NAD(P)/FAD-dependent oxidoreductase family protein. Gene Ontology annotation, molecular function: FAD binding. The record is from RefSeq and is a predicted model, not a curated record. The coding region runs from base 1 to 1776 and encodes 591 amino acids. Lineage: Eukaryota; Fungi; Ascomycota; Sordariomycetes; Diaporthales; Diaporthaceae. The transcript has 6 exons.
AUGGCAACAGAACAAUGCAAGACCACAGUCAUUGUCGUCGGGAGCGGCCUCACCGGUCUCACUCUUGCGCUGAUGUUGCAAGAUCUCGGCGUCGAUUACCUCCUGCUCGAGGCCCACGGUAGCUGUACUCCCAAUGUGGGAGCCAGCCUUGCUAUCCAGCCUCAAGGGCUCCGUAUUUUCCACCAGCUGGGAAUUCUUGAAGACGUCGAGGCUAUCUACCAACCCGUUGGCCAAAUGUUAAGUGGGGACGCAGAGACAGGUAAAUUGCAUAUCAUUGAGACGACAGCAAUUUUGAAAGAGCGGCACGGCUAUGAGAUCGGAUUCUUUAACCGUUACGAUUUGCUUUGCGUACUGCACAAGCAUAUCCGCGAGAAAGAGCGGCUUCUCGUCAAUCAGCAAAUUACUCAUGUUGAUGGCUUAGAGGACAAAGCGAUCGUACACACUUCGGCAGGACAUUUCUUCGAGGCACAGGUGGUCAUCGGCGCCGAUGGCGUGCGGUCCACAGUCCGUAAGGAGAUGUGGAGGAAUGCCGAGGUGGCAGGUGCUGUUCCUGAGGAGGACAAGAAAGAAUUUAUCUGUGAUUGGGCGACGUGCUUUGGUGUAUCCGAGUACGGAGCUUCAUUGCCCCGCGGUCAAGUUGGCAGCGUCUCAGGUGACGGGUUCAAUGCAGCAUGGCUGCUCGGCAAAGAUGGCCGUUGUUUCACCUUCUGGUUCUUCAAGCUCUCCAGAAAAGCCCGCAAGGUCACCUACAACACCAUACCCCGGUUCACUGAAGAAGAUUACGAGAGAGAGAUUACUCGUGGCAAAAGCCUUCUCGCUGAAGUACCAAGGAACAAUGGCCUGCAUAUAGACUUCGACCAGCUAUACAGCCAGGUACACCCGGCCCAUUCCGGUAUCACGGCUUUACCCCAUUUUGUGUUGAAGAAGUGGCACUAUGGCCGCAUCGUGGUUGUUGGAGACUCCUCGCACAAGUUCAACCCGCUUCCCGGCCAUGGCGGUAUGAAUUGCUUAGUCUCAGCAGCUACACUUAUUAAUUGCCUGCAAGAAACUCUAGGCGACAAGCUCAAGACCUCGCAAGUCUGGGACGUGGCCAACCUGAAUGAGGCAUUCACGAAGUUAGCCGAAAAGCGAUUCGAGAAGGUGAAAUCGGCUGUUGAAGCGUCUGAGGAGGCUAUGAACAUGAUGGGAUGGAGCAACGGAUACAAGAAGCUCCUCUACAAAGGUCUCGUACCGAUCCUUCCAAAUUUUAUGCAGGCCAACAGCGCCACUACGGUGAUCCGAGGCGGCGAUGCGCUCCAGGGAUGGGAUCUUCCUACUGUCCCACACACGGUCAAGUACGACGACGAGGAGAAGCCAAUUGAGAAAGAGAAGUCCAUUGCUCUCUCACCAGCGACGCUGCUGUUGACUGCUACCGCGAUAGGCGUAGGGGGAAUUGUGGUGAUGAGGACUUUACAGAAGCAUCCUGAGUUGCUGGCAAACGGCCGGGUUAGCGGUUGCACGUUGCCUCGACCGUCCACGUAUGCGUUGAGCAAAGGCGGCGCCGAACACAUCUUCGACCUCGGGUUCAUCGUUUUCGAGAAACAGAAACUCGGGCCCGCCCAUGCAUCCAUUUCCACCAGCAUGGCCGGGCUGGCAUUGAUGUACCUGAAGCAAGGCCGACGGGAGGAGCUGGCCACGCCGGACAGAAAUGUAUGCAUCACAGAGAAGACCGUCAUAAUUUCGAGAAGCUUCGCUUCGCUUCGGGUGCUUGACGAAAAUUAUUGGUUGUCCUUGUAG